Messenger RNA from Vigna angularis (adzuki bean), 1731 nucleotides. RefSeq lists its product as uncharacterized. The coding region runs from base 1 to 1731 and encodes 576 amino acids. NCBI's taxonomy places the organism in Eukaryota, Viridiplantae, Streptophyta, Magnoliopsida, Fabales, Fabaceae. The transcript has 3 exons. The record is from RefSeq and is a predicted model, not a curated record. Gene Ontology annotation, molecular function: DNA binding; protein dimerization activity.
AUGUCGGGAAACGCAUCAAAUUCAGGAGAAGUUAAUCCAAGUGUAUCUUCAUCAGUUAGUAGAAGUAGAAGUAAAAAUGCUCCAGGAAACCGAUCUGAUAUUGGAUGGAAAUAUGGAUUUGAUGUUAAUGGUAAUGGAAGAAAAGUGAAAUGCAACUAUUGCUCAAAGAUUGUAAGUGGAGGCAUAUUUAGAUUUAAGCAUCAUCUUGCUGGAACUAGAGAAGAUUCUGAGCCUUGUGCUUCUGUUCCGGAUGAAAUAAAAAAUUUGAUGAUAAAAGUAGUUGCAGAAGCUAAGAAUGCUUCAUUAAAGAAAAGAAAGAUAAAUAUCGGUGAAGACGAGGAAGAAAGUGAAAAUUUUGAAGGAGGACACAAGGUAUUCGGUUUUAAAGGAAAAGAAAAAGUUGCUACUACUAGUAAGGGGGGAGUUCAAGCAACUAUAAAUCAAAUGAUGAAAAAAGGAUACAAAGAAGAAGUUGAUGCUCAAGUUGCUGAAUUCUUUUACACCAGUGCCAUUCCUUUCAAUGUAAUUAGAAAUCCAGCAUUUGCAAAGAUGUGUGAAAUGAUUGGUAAGUAUGGAGUUGGAUACAAACCACCAUCUUAUCAUGAUAUUAGAGAGAAGCUCUUGAAACAAGCUGUGAAGAAAACAAAUGCAAAUCUUGAGGAAUAUAAGGAGGAGUGGAAGAAAACUGGAUGUACAAUUAUGUCUGAUGCUGAUAAAGUUUUCAAAAUGUUGGAUGAUGUUGUCGAGUUUGUUGGAGAAGAAAAUGUUGUUCAAGUUGUCACUAAUAAUGCUGCAAAUUUCAAGGCAGCCGGAGAGUUGUUGAUGCAAAAGAGGGAAAAAUUGUAUUGGACUCCAUGUGCAGCACAUUACAUUGAUUUGAUAUUCGAAGAUUUUGAAAAAAAUUUGAAGGUCCAUGAAUUGACCAUUAAGAAGGGAAGAAAAAUUACAACUUACAUUUAUGGGAGAUCAAUGUUGAUUUCCUUAUUGAAAAAGUUUACUAAAGGUAGAGACCUUAUAAGACCGGGUGUGACUAGAUUUGCCACGGCUUAUUUAACUCUUGCUUGUCUUCAUGAAUUGAAGGCAUCGUUGUUGACCAUGUUCAGCUUUGAGGAAUGGAAGACAAGCAAGUUUGGAACUUCACAAGAGGGGAGAAAAGUAGCACAUGUAGUAUUAGAUAGCCGAUUUUGGAAGAAUGUCUCCAUAUGCUUGAAAGCUGCUGCCCCUCUCAUGGUUGUCUUAAGAUUAGUGGACUCAGAUGUAAAACCUGCAAUGAGUUUCAUUUAUGAAGAGAUGGACUGUGCAAAAGAGAAGAUUAGGUCUAACUUUAACAAUAUCAAAAAGAGUUAUGAAGAGGUUUGGAGAAUAAUUGAUGCUCGAUGGGAUAAUCAACUUCAUAGGCCUUUGCAUGCAGCUGCCUAUUUUCUAAACCCUCAUUUCCACUAUGAACCUAACUUUAGAUCUGAUGAUGGUGGAGAGGUGAAAGAAGGAUUGUAUUUUUGCAUGAGAAGACUGAUACCAGAUAUGGCAGAAAGAAGAAAAAUUAAUUUACAAAUUGUUGAAUUUCAUAAUGCUAGAGGCCUGUUUGGAAUGGAAGAUGCAAAAGAGUGUAGGAAAGAGUUAAAUCCUGGGGAAUGGUGGGACAUGUUUGGUGAUGGAACUCCAGAGUUGAAGAGAUUUGCUAUUCGAAUUCUAAGCUUGACUUGUAGUUCUUCUGGAUGUGAGCGUAAUUGA